Molecule: messenger RNA, 765 nt
Organism: Gryllus bimaculatus (two-spotted cricket)
Lineage: Eukaryota; Metazoa; Arthropoda; Insecta; Orthoptera; Gryllidae
Source: the annotation of a GenBank genome assembly
AUGAGAGCUCGGCAGCGAGGGCGACACUAUCAACGGCGGUGUUGUGUGGCAACUCUCACCGCCCGUAUCGACUACUCAGGGCGCCGGGGUUCCAUGACGCAACGUUCGUCGUCGCCGUCGCCGCCGCCGCCAUCGGCGUCGCUUCCGUCACACUUCAGCGAAGGCGGCGGCGCGCGCGAAGCGCGUGUGGGGAUGGAAGCCGAAGCAUCAAAAGCAUGCAAAGCUAAAGCCAAGGGGACCGAAGCGCGGAAAUGGAAAGAAGCGCGGGGGUGUAAGCGCGGAUGUAGCAUGAUGAUGGAAGUAAGUGUGGGGAGCGAAGCUAAGCUUGAAGCUGAAGCGAAGCACAGAGAGCGAAGCACAGGGAGCGAAGCGCGAGGAGCGAAGGCGCAGCGCGGCGAGCGAAACGCGGGAAGCGGAAAGCGGAUUAAGCGCAAAGCGAAAAGCGCGGGAAAAGAAGCGCCAGGAGUGAAGCAAGGGAGCGAACACGUAGAGCGAGGCGCGGGGGAAGCGCGCAUGAGGAGUGCGUGGGACGUGCGGGUGCCGCCGGAUCAGUCCACGGCCUCGUGGGAGCCUGGACGCCCCUUUCCGUCGCCGCCGCCGCCGCCCCGUUGGGCGAGGAGCGCCGGGCGAGCGACCACGCGUGAUCGAUAUCUCGAACUUCCCUCCGUCGCCGCCUCGCCCUUCGCUCAAUCAGACGCUUCAUCAAAAGUUUCCCGAUGCAGGCCACCUACGCCUCCUAGACGGCGACUAGCCUUGCCGAAGUGA